Phacochoerus africanus (Common warthog) is the source of this 2276-nucleotide messenger RNA. RefSeq names its product enolase-phosphatase 1 (gene ENOPH1). The transcript has 6 exons. Bases 248 to 1033 code for a protein of 261 amino acids. Gene Ontology annotation, molecular function: magnesium ion binding; acireductone synthase activity. Lineage: Eukaryota; Metazoa; Chordata; Mammalia; Artiodactyla; Suidae. The record is from RefSeq and is a predicted model, not a curated record.
CCUUUGCCUACCCACGUGGUCUCGGCCUCCGGCCCCGGAUAGCUCCCGAGUUCUGGGCGCCCGGCCUGCGGGUUUCUCUGCUUCCCUGGCCGCGGAGGGGUCCUGUCCGCCUCGUGCGUCGGCAGGGCGCGGUUGCCCGCUCUGGGGUCCUUGCGGGACUGUCGGAAGCUUCGCCCGCUGCUGCCGUCGCCCGGCCGCCGCCCUCCCCACCAGUAGGCCGAUUCCCGUGGUAUCAUCCGGUAGGGAAAUGGUCGUGCUUUCGGUGCCCGCCGAAGUCACUGUGAUCCUGUUAGAUAUCGAAGGUACCACAACCCCGAUUGCUUUCGUGAAGGACAUUUUGUUUCCUUACAUCGAAGACCAUGUUAAAGAGUAUCUGCAGACGCACUGGGAAGAAGAGGAGUGCCAGCAGGAUGUCAGCCUUUUGAGGAAACAGGCUGAAGAGGACGCCCAUCUGGAUGGGGCUGUUCCAAUCCCUGCGGCAUCUGGGGACGGCGAGGACGACCGGGAGCGGAUGAUCCAGGCCGUGGUGGAUAACGUGUGCUGGCAGAUGUCUCUGGACCGAAAGACCACGGCGCUGAAGCAGCUGCAGGGCCACAUGUGGAGGGCGGCAUUCAAAGCUGGGCUCAUGAAAGCAGAGUUCUUCGAAGAUGUAGUCCCAGCGGUCAGGAAGUGGAGAGAGGCUGGCAUGAAGGUGUACGUCUAUUCCUCGGGGAGUGUGGAGGCCCAGAAGCUCUUAUUCGGGCAUUCUACGGAGGGAGAUGUUCUCGAGCUUUUUGACGGUCACUUUGAUACCAAGAUUGGACACAAAGUGGAGAGUGAGAGUUACCGAAAGAUUGCCAGCAGCAUCGGGUGCUCAACCAGCAACAUCUUGUUUCUUACGGACGUCACCGUAGAGGCCAGUGCUGCUGAGGCGGCCGACGUGCACGUGGCCGUGGUGGUGAGACCGGGCAACGCGGGGCUCACGGACGACGAGAAGACUUACUACCGCCUCAUCACGUCCUUCGGCGAGCUGUGCCUGCCUGCCUCCCCCUAGAGCAGGGGCGCCAGGAAGGCCGGCUGUCCUCCCCGAGUGCUCCCUCUGUCGGCUUUCAUCCUAACGGGAGAAGGAAUUCACUUGAAAAUACGUAUGCACACACGUGAGUUCUGUAAGUGUGCAUAUGUGUAUUUUCAAAAUCCCUUUCACAGGCACCUAAGUAGAAGACAGAAUCUCAGUUCAGUGAAAAGGAAACUCAUGUAAAGAUGUUUUAUAGGCGGAAAUUGUUUUGAAACCAGAACUCCAACCCUUAUUGAGGGCAAAAUAUCGUUGCUAGAAGAAAUUACUACUAUACAGAUCAAAUGUGUUAUGUUUAUCAAGUCAUGUACCAAAAUGGAAAGGUCGGUUUAAGAAGGUGCUUCGAAACUUUGUUAUUUUAAGAACUAAAAGUAUUUCAAAGACAUUCCUAAUGAUAAUUUAUCCACCUUUUUAAUUGUGAAUUAGAAAACUGCAACAGCUGAAUUUCAAAAUGUUAACCUCCACGGAGACAAACCACAAAGCUCUUAGUUUCUGUUCCAAAAGAGAGCAGUCGGGGAAGGAAACUCCUUUGAGUCUUGAUCGAGUAUCUGGUGUUUAAGAACCUUGCUAAUGACAGUGGCGCCCACGGCAAGCAGUUGCCUUACCAGUGAAAAAGUUGCACUAGGGAGUUCCCGUUGUGGCUCAGUGGUUAACGAAUCCCACUAGGAACCAUGAGGUUGUGGGUUCGAUCCCUGGCCUUGCUCAGUGGGUUAAGGAUCCGGUGUUGCCGUGAGCUGUAGUGUAGGUUGCAGACGCGGCUCGGAUCCCACAUUGCUGUGGCUGUGGUGUAGGCCGGCGGCUACAGCUGCGAUUCGCCCCCUAGCCUGGGAACCUCCGUAUGCCACAGGUAUGGUACCCCCCUAGAAAAGACAAAAAGACAAAAAAAAAAUCGCACUAACGUAGCAGCUAAAAUCGAAACGUGCUUCCUAAUGUUUAACAGAGUAGUCCUACUCCUGCCUGCCGGUACCAUCGAUUUCAGAGUCGCCUUUCUAACUACUACUUAGCACAGCUUUAGAACGUGGAUGUUAAAGCUCUUUCCGAUUAAAAAAUGAAAAGUUUACUGAAAUUUGUCCGCAGGACCGAGAAGAGCCCUAAUGUGUAAUAUUUUCCUCUAAAAAUGGAUGUGAGAAAUACAAAUCUUAUAACAGCAUUAUUUAUCCUGGUUGAUUCCAAGGGGAAGUCAUGUCAGUUUCGUGUGGUGAUUAAUAAAACAUUUUCUUCUUCA